CUGAGGCAGUUAUUGCUCUCAGUAUUUUUGCUUUCUCUGAGUGCAGUGGUAGGUGAAAGGCAGGGAAGGAGCAGCAGUCAUGGAUGAUGUAUAUAAAGCAGCGGUUGAGAACUUGACAGAGGAGCAGAAAAAUGAGUUUAAGGCUGCGUUUGACAUCUUCAUCCAAGAUGCAGAGGAUGGCUGCAUCAGCACCAAAGAGUUGGGGAAGGUGAUGAGAAUGCUAGGACAGAAUCCCACCCCAGAAGAGUUACAGGAGAUGAUCGAUGAGGUGGAUGAGGAUGGCAGUGGCACAGUGGAUUUUGAUGAAUUCUUGGUCAUGAUGGUCCGCUGUAUGAAGGAGGAGAGCAAAGGAAAAUCUGAGGAGGAAUUGGCUGAACUGUUCCGCAUGUUUGACAAGAACGGAGAUGGCUACAUAGAUUUAGAAGAGCUGAAGGCCAUGCUUGAGUCCACUGGAGAGGCCAUCACAGAAGACGACAUUGAAGAACUGAUGAAGGAUGGAGACAAAAACAACGAUGGAAGAAUUGAUUAUGACGAGUUCCUUGAGUUCAUGAAAGGAGUUGAAUAAACAAUCCAGCGUCCUCAAAUUGCAGCAUCUUCCAUUCCUUAGGACAUCAUUCCACCUUGUGUCUGCGUCUAACAAAACCAACUGUCCUGUCACCUAUUCUCAAAGAACCCCACCCAGGCCCUGAAAGGUCAUUGACCGACUGACUGAAAUAGCUUUACUUCUGAUAGCGAUGAUUCAUCAAAAUGUCAUAAAGACUGUUAAUUAAAAAGAUUAUUAUAAUUGUG
Notothenia coriiceps (black rockcod) is the source of this 789-nucleotide messenger RNA. It is a transcript of the gene tnnc1b, whose product is annotated as troponin C type 1b (slow). Gene Ontology annotation, molecular function: calcium ion binding. The transcript has 6 exons. The record is from RefSeq and is a predicted model, not a curated record. Lineage: Eukaryota; Metazoa; Chordata; Actinopteri; Perciformes; Nototheniidae. The coding region runs from base 80 to 565 and encodes 161 amino acids. Gene Ontology annotation, cellular component: myosin II complex.